AUGGAGCUCGUCCGCUCGUGGCUCGGCGUUCCCGCGGACGGCGCGGUGGAGACCCUCAGCGUGAUGUGCGCGCACUGCAACGCGAAGCUCACGCCUACGCAGCUGGACUACGACUGCGUCCGCGCGCGGCUCCCGGACGAGCUUAAUCGCGCGUUCGCGCCGUUGGAGCGCGACGACGCGACGAACGCGUUUUUGAUGCGUAGCAGCCGUCGCCCGUACGUCGUGAACUGGGGCGCGUCCGUCGCGUGCUCGUACCUGCGGAAGCGCAUGUCGCUGACGGACGCGAACGCGAUCUUGGGGAGGGGGAAGAUGCACGUGCUCUCGCGCGCGCACGUGGAGGAUCUGCUGGGGAGGAAGAGGGCGUCGAACGGCGGCGGCGGCGGGGACGCCGGAUGCGGCGGCGGCGGCGGCGGCGGCGGCGUGCUUCUCGACGUCGGCGCCGGCGAGGGCGAGGUCACCGAAAAACUGCGCGACGGCGGCUGCUUCGACGCCGUCGUCGCGACGGAGGUGUCGCCGCCGAUGGUGAAACGCCUGAAAGACAAGCGUUUCGAUUGCGUCAUCGGCGCCGCGGACGUCUCCGGCGUGUUCGACGCCGCUCGAAACGAAAACGUGAAACGGCUCUCCCCCGACGGUUUCGACGCGAUCGCGCUCCUCAACGUCCUCGACCGCUGCGACACGCCGUUCACCUUGCUCUCGCAGCUGCGCGGGAUGUUACGCCCGGGCGUCGGGCGGUUACUCCUCGCGGUCGUGAUUCCGUUCCGGCCGUUCGUCGAGGACGGCAACUCGAACCGGCCGCCGAGAGAGCGACUGCCGCUGCCGUCCGACGGCGGCUGGGAGGACGGCGUGAGCAAGCUGUGGAGCCUGGUGUUGAAACCCGCGGGGUUUAAGAUCGAGAGGCUGGCGAGGGUGCCGUACAUCAGCGAGGGGGAUCAGAAGCACGGCGCGUACGUGUUAGACGACGCGAUAUUCGUGCUCUCCCCGGCGAGCGGCGACGACGACGACGCGAGUUGAGCCGUCGCGGGGUGCGACAUACGACUAUCACACCUACUAGUACUUUAAAUAGCACGCGUUCGACUAGUACGGAAGCACAUCACGGCGAUGCGGCGCCCGUCGCUCGGUCACCGCGCGAAGAGGUUCAUGUUGUCCAGGCCGUACUUGUCGAGGAACGACGCGUUGCCGCGCGGUUUCGAUCGUCGACCGCCGCCGCCGCCGCGACGCGCUCUGAGUUCGUCUCUGAUCUUCUCGCGCUGCGCCUCCCUCGCGCCGUCGUCGUCGUCGUCGUCGUCGUCUACGGUCACGGCGCGCAUCUUCGCGGUCGUCUCGGCGACGGUGGGCUCCGCCUUCGAGCUCCAUCUUCGCGCGGGCGCCGCCGGCGGCGGCGGCGCUGCCUCCGCCGCCGCCUUCGGAGACGACGACGCCACCGACAUCGCCGCCAUCUUCGCCGCGACGUCG
Molecule: messenger RNA, 1452 nt
Organism: Micromonas pusilla CCMP1545
Lineage: Eukaryota; Viridiplantae; Chlorophyta; Mamiellophyceae; Mamiellales; Mamiellaceae
Exons: 1
Coding region: 1-1011 (336 amino acids)
Molecular function (GO): protein-L-histidine N-pros-methyltransferase activity
Source: RefSeq, a predicted model, not a curated record